Blepharisma stoltei is the source of this 1857-nucleotide messenger RNA. NCBI's taxonomy places the organism in Eukaryota, Ciliophora, Heterotrichea, Heterotrichida, Blepharismidae. The record is from the annotation of a GenBank genome assembly.
AUGACAGCUUCUAUUGAAGAACUUUCUUCCUCCCUGCACGAGACCUUACUCUCCCAUCCUUUUGUGAGCGAACAAAAAAAUUUUUGUUAGCUCACGGAGGGGGGUUAAUUUUUUUUUUUUUUCGAAAUUUUAAAAAAAAAACCCUAAUUCGCAAAAAUUGGAAAGCAAAUAUUAAUUUAAUUUAUAAAAUUUAUUUUUUUAAAGCACAAUUUGUUUAAAAAUUAAACAGAAUUAGCUAUAGAUUUCGUUAUACUAAUAUCAUUUAUAUAUCAAAAUUUUUUUCAUAAAAAUCUUUGUUCGCUCGCAGAGGGUGGGUUUUUCAGCAAAAAAUAAGGAUUUUUCUAAUGGUUUUGUUUGCUCAGGAGGGGGAAUUUAGUAAGCCACAAAGUUUUCGAAACUGCUCAAGGGAACCAACUCCGAGCUCAAAUCAUUUCUUCUCUUACACAAGAAUUCCAAGCCUGGUGCCCACAAGGCAAAGUUAUAGCAUUCGGAUCUUACAAACUAGGGGUCCAUUCUCCUAACACAGAUUUGGAUAUUUUGUGUAUUGCACCGAAAAAUAUUUCUCGUUCUGAAUUCCAAACCGAAUUCUAUGAGCGCUUGUCCUCUAUGAACGGUGUGUUCUAUUGCCAUGGCGUGUUUCGUACCAAAGUCCCGAUAAUUAAACUUAUAAUAGAAAGCACAGCAGUCGACCUCUUAUACGCGAACGUCGAUGCAGAGAACUUACUUGACGAUGCAAUUUUUGAUGUUUGUGACGAAGCGACAAUGCUCAGCCUCAAUGGAUACAGAAAUAAUGAAAUUUUGUUAAGGCUUGUUCCUGAUAUAGAAAAGUAUCAAAUGGUUUUAAGAGCAAUCAAACUCUGAGCGAAAAGAAAAGGUCUUUACUCUAAUAUAUUCGGCUACUUACUUCCCUAUUUUAAAUUGGAACAAAAUAUUGAUAAAUUUUCCACUAUAUAGAUACUUUAAUCUCUUUAAAUUUGAAAAAAAAAAAUCAAUUGAGUGAAAAUGCUAGUUUUUGUAAAAUAGUUUUAUAUAGAUAAAAUGGCGCUGACGGUCAGCGAGACUUCCUGAUCCUAUUCUUCAGCAUUGAUUUUAUUCCAAUUUAAAGGCGCGCAGUUAGGCGGUGCAGCAUGGAGUUUGAUGGUUGCUAAGGUCUGCAUGAUGUAUCCUGGACUUUCUGAUGUGGAAAUUAUAUACAAGUUUUUUAAGGUCUACAGCGUUUGGGACUGAAGUAUCCCAAUUUGCCUGACCCCAGCAGAAUUUCACCAGAAGAUGGAUAUCUACAGCACUAGAAGCGCAAACGACAAAAGUUAUAUUUCAAUUAUGACCCCGGCAUUUCCAAGAUAUAAUGCAGCUUACACACUUUCUUCCUCAGGCUUUCACUUGAUAAACCAAGAAGUAAAGCUUGCCUACAAAAUCACAGAAGAUAUUUUUGCAGGUGUUGCAACAUUUGACGACUUAUUUGCAGAAAUCGACUUUUUCCAACAGUUCAAGUACUUUCUCCGGGUCGAAAUUCAAUCGUCGACCGCUCUGGACUUCGAAAAUUGGCAUGGGCUUGUAUCAAGCCGAUUAAAGUUUUUGAUAGCAGAUCUCGAGUGCACUUACCCAAAGCCGCGUGUUUUGAUUUACUCAAGAUCAUUUCCAUCUCCAACUCCAAAAUACCCAUAUUCAAGUGCAUAUUACAUUGGACUCAAUUUCAAAGAGAUGUCGUCGUCAACAAUUGACUUGAGGUCCCCUGUAAGCAACUUCUGCCAGAUCCUCAAUGAACAGAAGCCAAAUCCGGCUACCAUGAACAUUAGGAUUCGAUUCAUCCCAAGAAAUCAUUUAGAGCCUUUUAUAGUGAAGCCGAUACUUACAUAG